Pelagomonas calceolata is the source of this 1245-nucleotide messenger RNA. The record is from the annotation of a GenBank genome assembly. NCBI's taxonomy places the organism in Eukaryota, Pelagophyceae, Pelagomonadales, Pelagomonadaceae.
CCGGGCCUUUUUUUGAAUCUGUAGCGCAACAUAGGGUCGCUCAAGUCAUCCUGAAGGUCGAAGAUCGCCAUCGCACUGCUCCAGCGCCGACGGCUGCGAGACAGACCGAGAAACCGGCCCGCAAACAACCGGAGAGCCCAAGCCGCGCGAACGCUGCCUGAGCCGACUGUCACGCAAGGAAUCAGCCAUGCCGCGCCGCAAGGGUGAUGACCUAGACGAUUUCAUCGUCCCGGACGACGAAGUCGAGGAGUCCGAGGACAGCGACGCCGCGUCGUCGUCGGACGACGACGACGCGCCGCCGCGCCUCUGCGAGAAGGAGUCCUCGUCCUCAGAAGACGAGGCGCCGCGCCGACGGAAAGCGCCUAUUUCGAGACGCGCCGUCCAAUCCUCGUCGUCGGAGUCGGAGGACGAUAGCGACGACGACGGUGGUAUUCCCGCGGGCUACCUGUACUGCGCGCUCUGUGCGAAACCUGUGGUGGCGGACAGCUUCAGCGCGAAGCAGAAGAAGCUUUAUAACCAAGGCGAGGAGGCUUAUUGCUUACUUCAUUCGCAGGGCGACCACCGCUUGUACAUCGAACAGCUCGAGUUGACGGCAGCUCGAAAUGUGGACGGAGAGGACGAGUGCGAGGUCGAAACUUCUCAGCAGCGGUCGAAGCGCACGUUCAAGGCGUCUAUAAGGGACGAGCAGCAAGGCAAGUGGUACACGCGGCCUCGGGCCGAGGAACGCCAGGCGCAGCUCGUCGAUCUCGACGAGGCCGAGCAGUACCGGAGGGACCGGCAGGAGUGCGGUGGUAGACGUAGCUUCGGCGGCGCGAACGCGUCUCAACAAAGACUGCAGGAGAUGAUCUCGCGGAUCGAAGAGGAAGAGGCGUCUUCAUCAGAUUCGUCGCUCGAGGUCCUGCCGCCCAAGAGGCCUCCCAAGAAGCCGCGGCCCUCGACGUCCAAGAAGCGGCGCGGCGACGACGACGUGAAGCCGGUCAAGCCCGCGGCGCGGCGCCGCACCAUCGCGGAGAGCUCGGACGACGAGGGACCGCCGCCCGUGAAACCGGCGGCGCGGCGGCGCACGAUCGCGGAGAGCAGCGACGACGACGACGACGACGCCAUCCUACAAAGCUUCGUGGCCUCGGGCCAGAAGUCGCGACGGCGCUCGGCGGAGCUGGGCAUCACUAAGCCCAAAAAGCGCCGGCGAGUCAUCGCGGACGAGGACGACGACGUGAUAGAGAUCGAGUAAGUACAGAAAUGGGA